AUGCCAACCAACCCCGACGGCACCGUUCCAGCCAAAGGCGGCCGCCUCCUCAUCCUUCCCGGCGACCACAUCGGCCCCGAAGUCGUGCACGAAGCCCUAAAAAUCCUCGACAUCAUCGAGCACUCCACGGGAGCGAAAUUCACGCGCGACUUCGACCUCUGCGGCGGGUGUUCGCUGGACAAGCACAAGACGUCCGUCACCGAGGAGGUGCUGAAGAAGUGUGAGGAGGUGGAUGCGGUGUUUUUUGGCAGCGCGGGGGGCCCGGAGUGGGGGACUGUGCAGCCGAAUCCUGAGAGUGGGUUGUUGAGGAUUAGGGAGAGGAUGCAGAUCUUCGCGAACCUGCGGCCGUGCAUGUUCGCUUCCAAAGCCUUGAUCUCAUACGCUCCCAUCCGGCCUGAGAUUGUUCAGGGAGUGAACUUCAUGUUCGUGCGCGAGAACUGCGGCGGCGCGUACUACGGCAACAAGAUCGAAGAGGAGGACUACGGCUGCGAUCCAUGGCAGUACAGUCGGCACGAAAUCGAGCGCGUGGCGCGUGUCGCCGGCGCGUUGGCCAUGCAGCAUGAUCCCCCGCUGCCCGUGUGGAGCGUCGACAAGGCGAACGUUCUGGCGAACUCGAGGGUGUGGCGGAGGAUUGUGAAGGAGGUGUUUGAUCGGGAGUUUCCGACGGUGAAGCUGCAGAAUCAGUUGGCGGAUAGUUUGGCUAUGUUGUUGAUUACGAAGCCGACGGCAUUUAAUGGGGUGUUGGUGGGGGAUAAUACUUUUGGCGAUAUCCUGUCGGAUGAGGCGGGCGGUUUGACGGGGUCGUUGGGACUGUUGCCUUCUGCAUCUCUGGCUGGACCUCCAGGUCCUGCAGAAGCUGGGGGAACACUUGGACGAAACAGCGUCGGCGGGGUGACUGGUCUCUACGAGCCAGUGCAUGGGUCUGCGCCGGACAUCAGCGGAAAAGGCCUGGCAAAUCCCGUCGGUCAGGUGUUGAGUUUGGCAAUGAUGUUGAGAUAUAGCUUCAACAUGCACCGGGAAGCAGAUAUCGUUGAAAAGGCCAUCGAGAAAGUGCUGGAUUCGAAGGCUGAUGGAGGUCUCGAAAUCCGAACUGGCGAUCUGGGCGGUAAAGCCGGGACGAAGGAGAUGAGCGAGGCCAUUCAGAAUACCGUGCGGGAGAUGCUGAAGAGUUAG
Molecule: messenger RNA, 1173 nt
Organism: Saxophila tyrrhenica
Lineage: Eukaryota; Fungi; Ascomycota; Dothideomycetes; Mycosphaerellales; Extremaceae
Exons: 2
Coding region: 1-1173 (390 amino acids)
Biological process (GO): L-leucine biosynthetic process
Cellular component (GO): cytosol
Molecular function (GO): magnesium ion binding; 3-isopropylmalate dehydrogenase activity; NAD binding
Source: RefSeq, a predicted model, not a curated record